This is a messenger RNA of Patiria miniata (bat star), 1918 nucleotides long. Its product is annotated as inhibitor of growth protein 1-like. Gene Ontology annotation, cellular component: nucleus. Lineage: Eukaryota; Metazoa; Echinodermata; Asteroidea; Valvatida; Asterinidae. The record is from RefSeq and is a predicted model, not a curated record. Gene Ontology annotation, biological process: positive regulation of DNA-templated transcription. The transcript is spliced from 2 exons. The coding region runs from base 62 to 1075 and encodes 337 amino acids.
CGUACGAACAAAGAGGGUCGGAAUCCAGGCUAAACAAGCAGAAGCGGUACUGUUUGUGUGAAUGUCGUUUACGAAUUUGUGUGUUGUCUGCCUCAAAAAUCUGCCCAAAGAACAUUUUCCAUUUCGAAGUUAUUUUUUCAGCUUUUAUCAACGAAGUGAAGAAGCCAUGUUUGGUCAAGGCUCCCUGGAUACCGCCAAAUCAACGGUGUACGUUGAGGAUUAUUUGGACUGCAUAGAAUCGCUGCCCAACGAUUUACAGCGGAAUGUCUCGCAAAUGCGGGAAGUGGACAGUUUGUAUCAAUCCAUUCUGAAAGAGAUUCAUCAACACUAUGAGACUCUGAGCAACAAGGAACUAGACGCAGCAGCUCGUCGUCGAUGUCUGCUACAGAUGCAACAUGCCCUCGUCCGCAGCCAAGAACUCGGCGAUGAGAAGCUUCAUCUAGCAUCGCAGAUUGUAGAGCUGACUGAGAACCGACUCAGACAGAUGGAGACCAACUCAGAAAGCUUGGUCAUACGGGAACGAACGGAACAACGCGCCCAAGAAGCAAGCAAAGUCAGCAUCAAGUCUCCCUAUACUAAACCUGGUUACACCAAACCUGCCUAUACUAAACCAGGUUACACUAAGCAGGGCUACAAUAAACCUGGUUAUGGUAAACCAGGUUAUGGUAAACCGGGUUAUGGGAAGGCGACAUACAACAAAGUAGUCAAGAAAGUUGUGGAGGGGAACCAGGAGAAAGCCAUGAAGCGACCCAGGAGACAGCGUAGCCAUGAUAAUGGUAAAGAUAAAGAGAUAGGAGUGUCUACCAAUGAGGUUGUCAAGCCAGCCAAGAAGAAGAAGAGGUCUAAAGUCAACAAGGCUGAGAGGGCAGCAUCCCCCAUUGAUCCACCAAUAGAUCCCAACGAACCUACCUAUUGCCUGUGCAACCAAGUCUCCUAUGGUGAAAUGGUCGGAUGUGACAACAAAGACUGUCCAUUUGAAUGGUUUCACUUCGGUUGUGUCGGACUCACCCUCAAACCCAAGGGAAAAUGGUACUGUCCAAGAUGUCGACCAGCGCAAGACGCAAAGAAAAAGUAGCGAGGGUUUCGUUUACAACCAUAGUUAUUUUUUGUACUAUAUAUUAAUAGUAAUUAAUUGUAUAUAUGUAACUUUUCCAUUUAAAUUGAAUUUAUACAUUUCUUCUGAACUGACGACAGUAUCCAAAUUAAAAUCCGAGAAAAAAGGCAAGACAGAAAAAUGAAAAUAAUUUUUCGUAUAAGUUCCAGGCAAUAUAAAUCAAAUGAAAUUGGAAUGUAGCACACAGGUUGGAGUUCAUUUCAUUCAAUGGUAAAUUUGUUUUGAGGUUGUGCUGUUCGCAAUAAUUACAAUGAGUUUGAAAUAUUUUCAGACAUUCACUUUUAGUAAAUUCAAUGUUUUGCCAUGUUGGGAAAUACAGCUUGUUUUCUAUUAUUUGAUUGGACAAAAUUUUAUUCACUUACUGUUAAAAUAAUGAAUUAUGUUUUCCAUUAAUUGACGUUGAUAUGGAUUUAACAUUGGUUAAAUUCCAUCUUAAACUUGUUUUCCUGCAAGCUAGGAUUUGGUGUUUCCUGCCACUGUACAAUUUGAAUGCUGCCCUCUGGUGGUGAAGAUCAGACAUACAAUCGGCCAGCAGUAUAAUGCACAUGCUCUUUCAAGCCUUCCUCAAACAUAAAAGUUUCAUAGGAUACUUUGGGGGAUAGUUUUAGGUUAGCAAUAACAGUCAUAUUAAAUGGUUUCUCCAGAAUUUCCUCCCUUGUUCCAUUCAUUUCUGAUAUGUGGGUCAUCCUUUUUUAGUAUUCCGUACAUGUAUUUUGUCACUAUUUUAUGCUUAUACACAUUCAUCAUUCUAAACAUAGCUUGUGUCGCAGUAUUGUCUGUAAUAAAUGUGGGGUUUAUAUUUGA